Molecule: messenger RNA, 1888 nt
Organism: Thamnophis sirtalis
Lineage: Eukaryota; Metazoa; Chordata; Lepidosauria; Squamata; Natricidae
Gene: BBOF1
Product: basal body orientation factor 1
Source: RefSeq, a predicted model, not a curated record
CCGACAUGGCCGGGAAAACCGCGCAAGACAAAGGCGCGAAAGGAGGGAAGGGGAAGAAAGACGGCAAGAGCGGAGUAGACCCGAGGUCCUUGAAGGAGGAGUCGGAGGCCGAAAGGGCCAAAGCCGCAGCGGCGCUAUGGGAGGCCAGGUUGGAGGUAACGGAGAUCUCCCGCAAAGAGUACCGCGAGGCUGCUCGCCGCCUCGCCCGGGACAACGAACAGCUGGAACGGCAGCAGCGGCGGCUGGAGAAAGAUACGGUCGACGUGAUGUCCUGCCUCAAGAAACAAGAGGCGGAAAAGGAAGACUUGAUUGAGAAGUUGAAACAGCAGGUGAAUGAAUUGAAGCUCAGAGCCAAAGAAGAAAGUGAACAAGCGGCAGAACUAUUUGCCAAACAGUUAGAAGAGUUGGAGGAGAAAUUUCAUGGAAAGGCUAAGGAAAUUGGUCUAAUUCAGAUUGAACUUAAGAUGAUCAAAGAAUUUCGCAAAAAGAAAGCGCUUUUGGAGAAAGAAUUAGAAGAUCUGAAAGAUACCUUGGAUAUCACAAAAAGAGAACAUCAGGAAACUAUUAGUAUGUUGGAGAAAAAGUUCAUUGAAGAAAAGCAACGGCUGGAAAGAGAAGCAGAGAAGAAGAUUAUAAUGCUGGCUGAAAGAGCCCAUCAUGAAGCCAUUGCGCAGUUGGAUAAUGCUGGACGAGCAGUUUUUACAGAGAAUGUUCGUCUUCAAGAGGCUCUGGCUUAUCACAUGAAAGAGACAGAAGAGUUAAAAAAUAUCAAGGAAAAAUUGGAAGAGAGCAAUGCCUUCCACUUGCAGGAAAAGGAAACCAAAGACCUUAUGAUUAAGGAGAAGAUUCUACAAAUUACUCAGCAGAAAACACUAAUCCAGGAGCUUCAAAACAAGGUUAAAAAACUAGAAGAAGCAGUUAAUUAUAUGGCUGCAGAAUUUAAAAUAGAAAUAAAAAAAACAGAAGAGAAGGCUUUGGUACAGAAUCAAGCAGCUUGGACAGAAAUUGAAAAGCUGGAGCAGCUGCUGAAAAUGAAAGAAAGAGAAAUGAGUAGAGUGAAGAAAUUAGCCAGGAACAUCUUGAAUGAAAGGACAGAAGUGGAGAAAUUCUUCUUAGAUGCUCUGGAGCAAGUCAAACAAGAGAUUAUAAGCAGCAGGAAGUGUUACAAGCAGGUGGCCCAAGUCGCCUAUCAAAGGAAAAUGAUGGCAGCAUUUGCAGGGAAAGAGGAAUACCCCAAAAUCAGAACAUUUAAUGACAGUGCAUAUAGCACAAAUAGUGUGCAAAUGGACCUUUUGGAAGCAGAGAAAUGGACAAAUAUUCAGAAGGGGAAGGUGGACAUUUCUGAACUGACCUGGGAGCAGAAGGAAAGAGUAUUGAGGUUACUGUUUGCAAAAAUGAAUGGCUUAAAACACCGGAAACAUAGCCACGUUUUGGUUCCAGUAACACCAAGCAAUUUUAAUUUUGCAGAAACAAAAGCAUCUGAAGAUGCUGCUGUUCCUGUCUAUGCUUUCAUCACUCAACAGGCACCAUUAUCUGAAUCAUCUCAUAAAUCAUCACCCCUCCCAGAUAUUCAGCUUAUACCACCUGAGUAGAUUAGCAUGGAUGCUAAUCACAAACUCACUGAAAUUAUAAUUAUUCUUUUCUUAACAUUUAACCACCUCAGAAGUGUAAGGUUACUCAUGCUGUAGCAAUGAAAUCACUGUUUUUGUGUGUUAUAAUCUGGCUUUACAUCAGGUCAUCUUGAAAGAUAACAUAAUUGCUUCUUUAAAGAAAUAACUGAUGGCUUUCUUCAAAAAGUAGACACCUACACAUUAAUUCAUUAUCUUAAGAAGUUAUUUGAAGGGUUUUGUAUUCUUGAAUAAAAUUGAUUAAAAUAUAUUCACAAGUA